AUGAAAGUCUUUGUUAUCGGCGGUUCAGGUCUUGUUGGAAGUCACUGUCUAACAUAUUUUAGAGAAAAAGGUUGGAAAGUUGAAGGUUCACAUUGUAAUUAUGCAACGGAUAGAACCUCUUACUACAAUACAUUAGAACCACAAAAUAAAAAUAACUUCGAUGUUAUAUCUUUUCGACCUGACGUUAUUGUACAUUGUGCAGCAUUGACAAAUGUUGAUUAUUGCGAAACACACGAAGAAGAAAGUUAUCAACAUACGUUUAAAAGUACUGAACAUGUCUGCGAACUCUCAAUGAUAUGUGGUGCACGAAUGGUAUAUAUAUCAACAGAUUAUGUAUUCAAUGGUGAUCAUGGUCCUUAUAAUGAGAAUGACAUACCAAAUCCAAUAAAUAUAUAUGGAAAACACAAACUUCUCAGUGAACAACUUGUAAUUAAUUCUAUAAUUGAUUCUUUAGUUAUUCGUGUGACAAAUGUCUACGGAGAUGAAGCACGUGCCAAAAAUUUCGUUGCUCGAAUCAUAAAACAGUGUCAGGAUAAUAAACAACCGUUUUGUUUGAAACUUCCAUACGAUCAAUUUGCAACUCCUAUUAAUGCAUAUGAUAUAGCUCGAGCGAUGUUUUGUUUGAUAAGUGACAAAAAGAAAGGUAUUUAUCAUCUGUCUAGUACUGAUUACAUGAAUCGAGUAGAAUUGGCUAAAAAAAUCCUUUCAUAUUUAAAUAAUGAUCAAUUCAUCAAUGUUGAACCUGUCGAUUCAUCUACAUUGAAACAAAUUGCAAAACGUCCACUUCUAGCUGGUUUGUUAAAAGUUAAAUUCACCAAUGAAUAUCCAACAUUUGUUUUCAAUAGUGUGGAUAAUUACUUGGCUUCGAUUAGAAAAUAUUCUUUUUCGGAAUGGAAACAUCCAUAA
Molecule: messenger RNA, 906 nt
Organism: Rotaria sordida
Lineage: Eukaryota; Metazoa; Rotifera; Eurotatoria; Philodinida; Philodinidae
Source: the annotation of a GenBank genome assembly